GUACCAGAAUCGAAAUUUUUAUUCUGCUUAGUGUGCAGUGGUGCCCCAAUUGAAAUAAACUGGUUUCCAGAUCGGAACAACUCGUUGGAAGAACCAGAUCGGAAUAAUACUGCAGCGUAGUGUCAGACAGUUUCGUCGCCAAUCAUGAGAAGUCUUCUAGUGUUCGUUGUUGUAAUAGUCAUAUCCUGCCUAUUUCAUCCUGCGGCAUGUGGUUAUGUAGAAGACUGUCGAAAGCUUUUAGAGAAAUGCCAGUCUUAUGCUACUCCGUCUGCAAGAGGGCCUCCGUUUGAUUUUAAGACUGUUCCUUGGCCAGUAACCGAUGAUUACUUACAACUUCACCGCUCGUUCUCCGACCGUUUCUGCCGAGGACUGAGUGAAUCUGGACAGUGUUUCCGCGAUUUAAAUAGCCGUUGUCCGGGAAUUUUUGAUUACUGCCACAUGGGUAAAUCUGCACACGGAUGGUUCCAUGGCGAAUACCUCAUGGCUAUCAGCAAACUGUGCCAACUGCCCCGCGGCUCGUUACCCUAUGCCAGUGCGUCUUCUCUCUGCGGUCGCAAAACUCCACUUCUUCCAUAUUGUAUGAAAAAGAUUUUGAGCACUGAUUUGAACCAUUACGAAGACAUUUCACCGGAUACGGAAUCAGCACGUCGUAAUGUGUGCGAGUAUUUCCAACUUGUUACCGCGGGAAUUGAAGCUGAAGGCCCCGUGCGGACCGAAUUAGUAGAGAUGUGCGGUAGCGAAGAAGUGGUCAAUGCGUUGGUGGCCGAGCAAAAGAACAUAUAUUCUUUGAACUGCAUGGAUCAACUCAAUUUUUGAUAGCUAUAUUUACUCGUAUAACGCUACGUCAUGCAGGCUGCACCUGCAACAGUGUGCAUGUUGUCGGAUAACUCUAGUUGUCUUUUUUUUGUUAUAAAAUUUCAUUUUAUUG
Molecule: messenger RNA, 928 nt
Organism: Paramacrobiotus metropolitanus
Lineage: Eukaryota; Metazoa; Tardigrada; Eutardigrada; Parachela; Macrobiotidae
Exons: 3
Coding region: 145-816 (223 amino acids)
Source: RefSeq, a predicted model, not a curated record